Molecule: messenger RNA, 1590 nt
Organism: Cyphellophora attinorum
Lineage: Eukaryota; Fungi; Ascomycota; Eurotiomycetes; Chaetothyriales; Cyphellophoraceae
Exons: 2
Coding region: 1-1590 (529 amino acids)
Source: RefSeq, a predicted model, not a curated record
AUGACUACUCCUUACCAGCACGAGCUCGACGAUCUAGGUCACCGAGUCCGUAGCCCUGGCGUGACAAGGCCUCAUGGUGUGGAUGACGACUACCUGACAUGGCGGUAUGCUACGCAGAACCAAGUGAUGCCUGGUGAGGCACGGAACUCGAGGAAGAAUCGACUUUACGGGACGUUGUGUUGUGGUUCGGCAUGGGGCAUCGUCACAUGGCUGGUGCUGGGUGCUGGCGUGAUCGCUGCAAUCGCGAUCCUGCUCGUCAAAGCAUUCAGUCCUGCCGCUUUCGGCGGGCAUGCUGAUGCCGCAAGCACGACCAGCUCCAGCAUUAUCGAACCAUCGACGACUACCAUCACUUUGUCGCCAUCCUCUCCCUCUAUCAGUACGACGGUACUUUCAACAGUCGCCACCGAGACGGAGACCGAAUUUAGCACUACUACGCAGACACAGACGACUGAGGAGAAGCAGACUACGACUAUUACAUACACUCCUCCUACCACAGCCACUGCGACCGAGACAUCUGUUGCAACAUCUGUACUCACGUCGGUCUUCACCACCGAAGUCUCCGAGUCCUUCCGCACGAGCAUCGUCCCAACGACCGAGACUGAGACCAGCUCGAUCACGGCAACGGCCUCAGAGACAACAACAGCCACUACGACUGCUGUCACAACGUCAGUGACCACAGCCGCUCCAAAGGACGAUGACAAGGACGAUGACGAUGAGGGAAACGAUGACCGUGAUCGACGCGCCUUUCCCGUCGAGAAUGCAGUGUCCGAUCUCACCUCCCGCUUCGCGUCCGUGGAGUCUAAAUUGCAGACUGGCCCGACUGUGACGGACGCCCCUAUGUUGUCUAGAGAUCGUGAGCGAUACCGAUCCGAAACAGAGGCACCGAUCCUUUCCGAACUGAACAAGGCAAUCUCAUGGUGUUCGGACGUUAUGGCGGAGGCGGAUGGCGACGACGUUGGCAAGGGUGUCAGCAAGUCCUGCGAGGGAUAUGAUAGCAAGUCGGUCGACGGCUUUCCGUACCCAGGCGUCACUCUUCAUGCCACGGACCCAGUCGAUGGGGGCGCAGUGACCGGCAUGACCCACAGAGCUUUGCCGAGCAGUAGUGCAAGUCCAGUCGUCAGUAUCCGCACGAUCAUGGUCCGAAUUCCGGUGGAGGUGUCAGCAACGCCUUGCCCGAACACCUUCAGAACCAUUGUUUCGCCUGCCAUCGCUAUCCGAGACCCGGACCCAACCCAACGAGACACCACAUCCACUGCAGUCCCCGGCGCCACUCCCGAAUCCGCCUUCGACACAGAACGCCUCCUCGACAUCGGCACCAACAACGGACAGCCCAUAACGGUCGACAAACAGCCCAUGGUCGGCACCUGCCUCUUCUUCGCCGGCCACCUCGACUGCGUCAAGCACCAUAACCGGUGUUGGGGCGCGCUCGUUGGUGUCGGUGCCGGCGCAGCCAUCACCACCUUCGUCCUCGCGGUAUGGGUGGUCUGGCCGCUGACACGGCAUUUCUGGAAGGCGUGGAGGGACAAGAAGAACAGUCCGCCGGCUCCACAGAUUACUUAUGCGCUGCCGCCGACGACGGUGGCUGCGUGA